Platichthys flesus (European flounder) is the source of this 962-nucleotide messenger RNA. It is a transcript of the gene glt8d2, whose product is annotated as glycosyltransferase 8 domain containing 2. Gene Ontology annotation, cellular component: Golgi apparatus. NCBI's taxonomy places the organism in Eukaryota, Metazoa, Chordata, Actinopteri, Pleuronectiformes, Pleuronectidae. The transcript is spliced from 5 exons. The record is from RefSeq and is a predicted model, not a curated record. Gene Ontology annotation, molecular function: glycosyltransferase activity. Bases 1 to 675 code for a protein of 224 amino acids.
AUGAAAACAGUUUUAAGUGUCACCUACUUAAAAGUUAACUUAUGUUAUAGUGUAUUUGUGUACGAUGUAUUUUUCCACCUUAUUGUUUCUUUUUGCGUUCAAGGAGACAUCAAGGAUCUGUUCAACAUCAGACUGAAGCCCGGACAUGCUGCUGCUUUCGCCACCGACUGCGACCUGCCCUCCACGCAUGAGAUGGUGCGCAGCAUCGGCAUGCAGACAACCUACAUGGGCUUCCUGGACUACAGGAAACAGGAAGUCAAAGACCUGGCCAUCAACCCCAGAGACUGCUCCUUCAACCCCGGAGUGUUCGUCGCGGACAUCAGCGAGUGGAAGAAGCAAAAGAUCACCAAACAGCUGGAGAGAUGGAUGGAAGAGAAUUUCAGGCAGAACAUAUACAGCAGUGCCAUGGCGGGAGGUGUGGCGACCCCACCCAUGCUGAUCGUUUUUCAUGACAAGUUCACCACACUGGAUCCUCUGUGGCACGUCAGGCACCUCGGCUGGAGUCCGGAUGCCCGCUAUUCCGAGAGCUUCCUACAGGAGGCACAUCUGCUGCACUGGAAUGGCCCUUUCAAACCAUGGAAGUAUCCCGCUGUUCACUUGGACCUUUGGGAGAGGUGGUUUAUCCCUGACCCCUCCGGAAGAUUCACCUUGGUACGACCUGACAGUGAGAGCUGAGGUCUGUGGAACGUACCUUGUCUGAGCCACAGGGGUGCGGGGCAUGAUGCUUGUGAAGUUGACGGCUUCACUGCAGGGAGGUGAAGGGGUAAUAGGAAACAGACAGUGAAUGUAAUGCUGAGGAAUGCUCUUGAAAAUGAAAUUUGCUUGGUUCAACAUUGUAUGAGAAACAGUGUUAAUCAACUGGGUGCCCCUGUAUUGCUAAAGGCAAUGUGACUACUCUGGCUUUAAUGGAUAUCAGAUGCAGGAACGUGUUCAAAGUGAAUAGAUUUUUUGUCUGUGUCAGA